Messenger RNA from Meriones unguiculatus (Mongolian gerbil), 4941 nucleotides. RefSeq names its product SEC24 homolog C, COPII coat complex component (gene Sec24c). Gene Ontology annotation, cellular component: endoplasmic reticulum exit site; COPII vesicle coat. The record is from RefSeq and is a predicted model, not a curated record. The transcript is spliced from 24 exons. Gene Ontology annotation, biological process: endoplasmic reticulum to Golgi vesicle-mediated transport; COPII-coated vesicle cargo loading; intracellular protein transport. The coding region runs from base 474 to 3830 and encodes 1118 amino acids. Lineage: Eukaryota; Metazoa; Chordata; Mammalia; Rodentia; Muridae. Gene Ontology annotation, molecular function: zinc ion binding; SNARE binding.
CUCGACUGUCUACCUAGAAUGGAGUCUAGAUUAGAGUUUUACUCCGAGCUUAUUCCGUCCCCCUCCCUCCUUCAGGAAGUUAAAGGGAGAGGGACAUCUCCCAAGCUUAGUGUUGGUGGCAUGUAUAAGGUUUAGGCUUUGGGAUGACAGCUCCUAAAAUGGCUUUGACUUUAAAAAGUUUUCAGUCCGGGAGCGAUUCAGGAUUCGGGCUUUCCUAUUAAAGAGAAAGGCCCAUUGUCCUACUGUAGCACCUGAGAGGUCUCACUCGUUCUGGGCCUCUUCAGCUUGUAGAAUAAUUAGAAUGAUAAACUGUUCAGAUUUGCUGUCCUCUUCUUGGAAUGACCCUUGAAAGGACCUCCAACUCAUCCUUCUGUUGCCGGGCAAGAUUGUAAUACUUUUGAUAACAACCUAUCAAACAAACAUUAGAACAGAAACAGAAUUACAGGUGAGAUCAGAUCGGGGAUGCUCUCAUAAUGAAUGUCAACCAGUCAGCUCCACCUGUUCCACCAUUUGGGCAGAACCAGCCUAUCUACCCAGGUUAUCAUCAGUCCAGUUAUGGUGGGCAAUCAGGACCUGCAGUCCCUGCUACUCCCUAUGGAGCCUACAAUGGCCCAGUGCCAGGCUAUCAGCAGACACCUCCCCAAGGUGUGCCGAGAGCCCCACCUUCCUCAGGGGCACCUCCAGCCUCAACAGUGCAGGCCCCUUGUGGUCAGAAUACAUAUGGCCAAUUUGGUCAAGGUGAUAUACAGAAUGGGCCAAGCUCUUCAGCUCAGCUGCAAAGGCUCCCUGGGUCUCAGCAGUUUGGGUCCCCAUUGGCCCCUGUCGUCAGCCAACCACCUGUGCUUCAGCCCUAUGGCCCGCCCCCAACAAGUACACAGGUGACUGCACAGCUGGCUGGAAUGCAGAUCACUGGUGCUGUGCCCCAAGCCCCUACCCCUUCUGGGUUGGGCUAUGGCCCACCAACAUCAUUGGCCUCAGCCUCAGGAAGUUUCCUUAAUUCUGGUCCAUAUGGCUCCUAUCCUCAGAGUCAGGCUCCUCCCCUUAGCCAGGCUCAAGGUCAUCCUGGAGUCCAGCCUCCCUUGCGAUCUGCCCCACCACUGGCUUCCAGCUUCACGUCCCCAGCUUCAGGUGGUCCUCGGAUGCCUUCCAUGACUGGUCCACUCCCGCCUGGACAGGGCUUUGGGAGUCUCCCAGUGAACCAGGCCAACCAUGUGUCCUCGCCUCCUGCUCAUGCUUUGCCCCCAGGCCCUCAGCUGCCUGGGCCCCCAGCACCACCACCACCUAUGCACUCCCCUCAGCAGCCGGGUUAUCAGCUGCAGCAGAAUGGUUCUUUUGGACCAGCCCGAGGCCCUCAGCCUAAUUAUGAGAGCUCAUACCCUGGAGCACCUACCUUUGGCAGUCAGCCGGGGCCUCCUCAGCCACUGCCUCCUAAGCGCCUGGACCCUGAUGCCAUCCCCAGCCCUCAACUUAAUGAGCUGCCUCCUCAGCAGAAAACCAGGCACAGAAUAGACCCUGAUGCCAUUCCUAGUCCAAUUCAGGUUAUUGAAGAUGAUAGGAACAACCGGGGUUCAGAGCCAUUUGUUACUGGUGUACGUGGACAGGUGCCACCUUUAGUCACUACCAAUUUCCUGGUGAAAGACCAAGGGAAUGCAAGUCCUCGGUACAUUCGAUGCACAUCCUAUAAUAUUCCUUGCACAUCUGACAUGGCUAAGCAGGCUCAGGUGCCUCUGGCAGCUGUCAUCAAGCCACUGGCAAGGCUGCCCCCAGAGGAGGCUUCACCAUAUGUUGUGGACCACGGCGAAUCUGGCCCCCUGCGCUGUAAUCGCUGUAAAGCAUACAUGUGCCCUCUCAUGACAUUCAUCGAGGGAGGGAGGCGCUUCCAGUGCUCCUUUUGCAGUUGUAUCAAUGAUGUUCCUCCCCAGUAUUUUCAACAUCUGGAUCAUACCGGCAAACGCGUAGAUGCUUAUGAUCGUCCUGAGCUGUCUCUAGGCUCUUAUGAAUUUUUGGCCACUGUAGAUUAUUGCAAGAACAAUAAAUUCCCCAGUCCUCCUGCCUUCAUCUUUAUGAUUGAUGUCUCCUACAAUGCCAUCAGAACUGGUCUUGUUCGGCUCCUCUGUGAGGAGCUCAAGUCACUCUUAGACUAUCUGCCUAGGGAGGGUGGAGCAGAAGAGUCAGCAAUCCGAGUCGGCUUUGUCACCUACAAUAAGGUGCUCCACUUCUACAAUGUGAAGAGCACUUUGGCUCAGCCACAGAUGAUGGUUGUAUCUGAUGUGGCUGACAUGUUUGUGCCACUGCUGGAUGGCUUCCUGGUCAAUGUCAGUGAGUCUCGGGCAGUUAUCACCAGUUUAUUGGAUCAGAUUCCAGAAAUGUUUGCAGAUACAAGAGAGACAGAGACAGUAUUUGCCCCAGUUAUCCAGGCUGGGAUGGAAGCUCUGAAGGCUGCCGAGUGUGCAGGAAAGCUGUUUCUGUUCCACACUUCCUUGCCCAUUGCAGAGGCCCCAGGGAAGCUGAAGAAUAGAGAUGAUAGGAAGUUGAUCAACACAGACAAGGAGAAGACUCUGUUCCAGCCUCAGAUGGGUGCCUAUCAGACUCUGGCCAAAGAGUGUGUGGCCCAAGGCUGCUGUGUGGACCUCUUCCUCUUCCCUAACCAAUAUGUAGAUGUGGCCACACUCUCUGUUGUUCCCCAGCUCACUGGAGGCUCUGUCUACAAAUAUGCCUGCUUUCAGGUGGAGAAUGAUCAGGAGCGGUUCUUGAGUGACCUUCGUAGGGAUGUACAGAAGGAGGUUGGCUUUGAUGCUGUGAUGCGGGUUCGGACAAGUACUGGUAUCCGUGCUGUAGAUUUCUUUGGGGCUUUCUACAUGAGCAACACAACAGAUGUCGAGUUGGCUGGAUUGGAUGGUGACAAGACAGUGACUGUGGAAUUCAAGCAUGAUGACCGGCUCAGCGAAGAGAGUGGAGCCCUACUGCAGUGUGCCCUGCUUUAUACCAGCUGUGCAGGGCAGCGUCGGCUCCGCAUCCACAACCUGGCCCUAAACUGCUGCACCCAAUUGGCUGAUCUGUAUCGAAACUGUGAGACUGACACGCUCAUCAACUACAUGGCCAAGUUUGCAUAUCGAGGUGUUCUGAACAGCCCUGUGAAGACUGUACGUGACACUCUCAUCACCCAGUGUGCCCAGAUCCUAGCCUGUUAUAGAAAGAACUGUGCCAGCCCUUCUUCUGCAGGACAGUUGAUCCUACCUGAGUGCAUGAAGCUACUCCCAGUUUACCUGAACUGUGUACUGAAGAGUGAUGUUCUGCAGCCUGGAGCUGAGGUCACUACUGAUGACCGUGCCUAUGUUCGACAGCUGGUUUCCUCCAUGGAUGUGGCUGAGACCAAUGUCUUCUUCUACCCUCGGCUCCUACCACUGACAAAGUCUCCCCUCGAUAGUACCACUGAACCACCAGCAGUUCGAGCCUCUGAAGAGCGAUUAAGUAGUGGCGAUAUAUAUUUGCUGGAAAAUGGUCUCAACCUCUUUGUCUGGGUGGGAGCAAGCGUCCAACAAGGUGUUGUCCAGAGCCUUUUCAACGUCUCCUCCUUCAGUCAGAUCACCAGUGGCUUGAGUGUUUUGCCAGUUCUGGAUAAUCCACUAUCCAAGAAGGUUCGAGGCCUCAUUGAUAGCUUACGGGCGCAGAGAAUGCGGUACAUGAAGCUUAUUGUGGUCAAACAGGAAGACAAGCUGGAGAUGCUGUUCAAGCACUUCCUGGUGGAAGACAAGAGCCUAAGUGGAGGUGCAUCCUAUGUGGACUUUCUCUGUCAUAUGCACAAGGAGAUUCGGCAGCUACUGAGCUAAAGCAAGUGGGUAAAUGGCAUAGGGUCCCAUGCCAGCUUCCAGGAAGUACCCCAGGAUGGCAGAGAAAUUGGGACAGUUCCAUAUCUUAUAACUCAUGUAAGCUGACCUCAGUUGACUUCUUUCGGGGGGAGGGCGAGAUAUAAGGUGACACCUUCUUUCUGGGCUCAAAUACCCUACCACUCUGUCCUGUCCUGCUGAUGGAAGGUGCCCCGGGACCCUUACUCUACCCUCUUUCUCCUGCUAAUCCUGUUGUAAUGAAUGUAGUUUCUCAGUUCACAGUAUAUGAUUUGGUGUUGGGGGUUUGGAGGCAGCCAGGCCCUAGCAAUAUUGUGUCCAUUUGGACCAGACUCCGAAUGGAAAGGGGCAGGCAGGAAGAGAAGUGGGAAUCCCAGGGUUAUUACAGAAGGUGGCAAAUUCAGCUCCGUGUCAUCAACAACUUCCUAUAUUAGGGAUAAAAUAUACAGGUGCACAAGAGUUUGGGUACAGACCGUAGGUGGUGGAGAAUAAAGUAGUUGGUCCUUUGGGGGUCCUGGUGGUCAGUAGCAAAAGCAUAGUUACUGAGGAUGGAUUGACUACUUGUCUCUCUACUUAAUUGUGCGUGCUCUCUCUCCCCUGCAAUGAUUGGUGAGCACUUCGUGGACAGAAGCACAUAGCUAGAGAUGAAUGAGCCUGGGGACAGAAUUGCAAAGCAUAUUAACACCCAGGGGAGGUGGCAGCCUCCUUUGCAGAUGGAGAAGCCCCAAUACCGGAUGGUUUUAUAGAGAGCCUGAUGGUCAACUUGCAAUACCUCACAGAGCCAGCCUACAUCCCUCUCAGCUCCCACCAGGAACACGGCUUCUGUAAACUGGGCGUUGUUGGGGAGAGGCAGAGAUGGCUGGAGCCCUGUCUUCCUGUGCCAGGACGUUACCGGGCUUUGGUAUUGACUGAGCGGCUGACAGUUAUCUUCCAACUCCAAUUGGCUGGGGCAGGACAAGGGCUAGGAAUGACGGUGGUCAGGCUUGCCUGCUCCCAGCCCGGGAUGCCCCUGCUCUGGACCUUUCAUUUCUUUUCAUUGGUUUAUUUUUCAAUGCAUCUUUAAUUUGUAAAGAAAUAAAAUAAGAUGUAACCAGUA